AUGUCGUCCUUCCGAUUGCUGUCCUCUGUCGCUCGGCGCGCACCCGCUUUUGCUUUGGGACGACGUGGUUACGCCGAUGUCAGCGACAAGUUGAAGUUGUCGUUGGUCCUCCCCCACAAGGCCAUCUUCACAUCACAAGAUGUCGUCCAAGUCAACAUUCCCGCCGAGUCUGGAGACAUGGGUAUCCUCGCCAACCACGUUCCUUCCAUCGAAUCCCUAAGGCCCGGUGUCGUUGAGGUUAUGGAGUCCUCGGGAACCCAAAAAUUCUUUGUUUCCAGCGGAUUCGCCACCGUCCACCCCAACAACAAGCUCACUAUCAACGUUGUUGAGGCUGCCCCUCUGGAGGACUUCUCGCUCGAGGCAAUCCGUGCCAACCUCGCUGAAGCCACCAAGGUCGCGUCUGGAAAUGGCUCCGAAGAGGUCAAGACAGAGGCCCGCAUCGAAGCCGACGUGUACGAGGCCCUCCAACACGCUCUCGCAAAGUAGACAUGUAGAUAAUUAUAGCAUCUGACUCUCUCUAUACUCUCUUGCUGAACUCUUUCAUUUCCUUUAUGCUGAGGGUCGGGCCUGAGAGUGAUGUCGUUCUGGUUACCAUUCUGCUUGCGCAAUAUACACAUGGCAUGUAGCGCGUC
Molecule: messenger RNA, 632 nt
Organism: Coprinopsis cinerea okayama7#130
Lineage: Eukaryota; Fungi; Basidiomycota; Agaricomycetes; Agaricales; Psathyrellaceae
Product: ATP-synthase delta-subunit
Exons: 4
Coding region: 1-486 (161 amino acids)
Biological process (GO): proton motive force-driven ATP synthesis
Molecular function (GO): proton-transporting ATP synthase activity, rotational mechanism
Source: RefSeq, a predicted model, not a curated record